AUGGAUUCCAACCAGUUCCGCGAGGCAGCAAAGGCCUCAAUUGAGGAUGUCGCAUCCUACUAUGACAGCCUCCCAGACCUUAAGGUCGUCUCCUCCGUCCAGCCGGGCUACCUCCGCCCGCUCCUCCCCUCAUCACCACCUCUCCAAGGCGAAUCCUACGACGCCAUCCGCGCCGAUAUCCAGUCCAAGAUCCUCCCAGGAAUAACGCACUGGCAAAGCCCCAACUUCAUGGCCUUCUUCCCCUGCAGCGCCUCCUUCCCCGCGAUGCUCGCCGACAUGUACUCCAACGCCUUCAACGGCGCCCACUUCAACUGGAUCUGCUCGCCCGCCGUCACCGAGCUCGAGACCGUCAUGAUGGACUGGCUGGCCCAGGCCCUCGCCCUGCCCGACUGCUUCCUCAGCACGGGGCCCACGCGCGGCGGCGGCGUCAUCCAGGGGACCGCUUCCGAGGCCAUCUUGACAGCCAUGGUGGCCGCGCGGGACAAGUUCCUGCGCUCGCGCACGGCGCAUCUCGCUGAGGAUUCGGAGGAGAAGGAGGACGAGACCUGGCGGUUGAGGAGUAAGCUCGUGGCGCUGGGCUCGGAUAUGACGCAUUCGAGCACCAAGAAAGCCGCCAAGAUCUUAGGCGUGCGCUUCGGUACCGUCCCCGUGUCUCGCGCCACGGGAUACGCCAUGACGGCCGAGUCGCUAGCCAACAAGCUCCGCGACCUCCGCGCGAAGGGCCUCGAGCCGUUUUACCUCACCGCCACCCUGGGCACCACGGAUACCUGCGCCAUCGACGACCUCGAGGGAAUCGUCGCCCUGCUAAAGGACGAGUCGCUCAACCCGAACGACGCCCUCUGGGUCCACCUCGACGCCGCCUACGCGGGAGCGGCCCUCAUCUGCCCCGAGCACCAGACUUUCAACGCCCACCUCGCGCACUUCCACACCGUGGACUUCAACCCCCACAAAUGGCUCCUCACAAACUUCGACUGCUCCGCCCUCUGGGUGCGCAACCGCGCCUGGCUCACCGACGCCCUCUCCGUCAACCCCGCCUACCUCCGCAACGACCUCUCCGAUGCCGGCCUCGUCACCGACUACCGCGACUGGCAGAUCCCCCUGGGCCGUCGCUUCAGGAGCCUGAAGCUUUGGUUCCUCAUGCGCACCUACGGCAUCGAAGGGCUGAGGGCCCACGUCAGGGGCGGCAUCGCCCGCGGCGACCUCUUCGCGAACCUCGUCGCUGGGAGGACGGACCUGUUCGAGGUUAUUGCGGGCCCGAGCUUUGCGCUUGUUGUGCUUAGGGUUGCGGGCGGCACUGAUGAGGAGGAGAGUAAUUUGCUGACGAAGAGGGUUUAUGAUGCUAUUAGUGCUGAGGGCGAGUUUUUCCUUACGAGCUCGGUGCUGAAGGGGCUUUAUGCUAUUCGGGUUUGCGUCUCGGGAGCAAAUGUUGGGGAGGAUGAGGUGCGCAGGGUCUUCGACGCCUUGGUGAGGUGUACGGAGGAGGUGACUGGGCGGAAGAAGCAAGAAGCGGCUUAG
Scedosporium apiospermum is the source of this 1515-nucleotide messenger RNA. Its product is annotated as Aromatic-L-amino-acid decarboxylase. Bases 1 to 1515 code for a protein of 504 amino acids. Gene Ontology annotation, biological process: amino acid metabolic process. Gene Ontology annotation, molecular function: carboxy-lyase activity; pyridoxal phosphate binding. The record is from RefSeq and is a predicted model, not a curated record. The transcript is spliced from 2 exons. Lineage: Eukaryota; Fungi; Ascomycota; Sordariomycetes; Microascales; Microascaceae.